Molecule: messenger RNA, 546 nt
Organism: Soboliphyme baturini
Lineage: Eukaryota; Metazoa; Nematoda; Enoplea; Dioctophymatida; Soboliphymatidae
Source: the annotation of a GenBank genome assembly
AUGCCUGGGAUGGAUCGAUUUCCUCUGAAGUUGAUUAGGUUAGAAGAGAGACUUGCCUGCAAGGUAAGGCUGUUCUGGCACGUUGGUGGGUCAGAAACGCGCAGACGUUGCAGCUGCCGCGUGGACCUAGUUCCAGUUCAUCUGAAAGGGGGACCGGGCAUGGUCAUGAACUCAACUCGCGUCGAGGUCGGUGAUUUGGCAAGAAGCGACGAAACCGGAUUGCGACAGAUAGAGUGGGCGCAUAAGAACCGCGGAAAGCGUGCUCGAGCCUUGAAUGGCAAGUUGCUCGACUCGUCAAACGCACCCGGCCCCAGAGUAAAGCUCGGUCGUGAGGCUGCGUCUCCAAGACCGCCGUUCGGGCUACGUCUCUCUUUCUCUCCUGUCGUGGUCAAUGUUCGGUUUCGGUUGGUAGCAUUCCUUUUUUUUCAGGACAGCAACAUCGUCACCAACGGUGCCAUCAGAUCGAGUAGCGACGAGACAUCGACGUUUUGCCUUUUCGACCAGAAACCGUUCUUCGCUCUUCUCGAAAUUACAGUAACCGAUUGA